Messenger RNA from Thlaspi arvense, 1548 nucleotides. Lineage: Eukaryota; Viridiplantae; Streptophyta; Magnoliopsida; Brassicales; Brassicaceae. The record is from the annotation of a GenBank genome assembly.
GGUCAACUAAACAUUCACUAUCUCCCCAUGAUUAAGUUUGAAAUGCUCAACCAAGUCAUAUCGCUGUUACACGUGUCAAAAUCUGAGGCGGCUGAUUAAUUUAAUUGCUCGACGUAUCGGGAAGCUUCUCUCUUGGUAGCCGCCUCUGCUCAUGGUGUCUUUUUCUUCUCUCUCCCGCCGAUCCCAAUCCCGAUCCUAUUGAGUAAUUUGGUCAUCGAUCUCAUUCCCCUCAACCUCAUCAGCUUGAUUUCGUCAGCAAGAUGUGGAACCAGGGCUUCGGGAAGCAUGAUUUGGAGUCGGCUCAGGCGCCUCUCUACCCGACGAUGACGAUGGAGAGCCCCGAGCUCCGUUGGUCUUUCAUCCGAAAGGUCUACUCCAUCAUCUCCAUCCAGCUGCUCGUCACUAUCGCCGUCGCCGCCACCGUCGUUAAGAUUCCUCCUAUCGCCGUCUUCUUCACUACCACCGGCGUCGGCUUCGCUCUCUACAUCCUUCUGAUCUUCACUCCCUUGAUUGUUAUGUGCCCCUUGUAUUACUAUCACCAGAAGCAUCCUGUGAAUUAUAUAUUGCUCGGGAUUUUCACCGUCUCUCUCGCCUUUGCGGUUGGCUUGACCUGCGCCUUUACAAGCGGAAAAGUCAUUCUCGAGUCUGUGAUUUUGACCUCUGUUGUGGCCAUAUCCCUCACUCUCUACACUUUCUGGGCUGCCAAAAGAGGCCACGACUUCAACUUCCUCGGGCCCUUCUUGUUCGGUGCCGUCAUUGUGCUUAUGGUCUUUUCCUUCAUCCAGAUUCUCUUCCCUCUAGGAAAGAUCUCGGUGAUGAUCUAUGGCUGUUUGGCAUCCAUCAUCUUCUGUGGCUACAUCGUAUAUGAUACGGACAACCUGAUCAAGAGACACUCGUAUGACGAGUACAUCUGGGCUGCUGUUUCACUUUAUCUCGACGUCAUUAAUCUCUUCCUAUCUCUGCUCACUCUCUUGAGGGCCGCUGAUAGUUAAUCGCUAUGUCAUAAUUCUUUAUAUCUGCUAAGAAAUCUGGGUGGCUUGUAAAGAAAAAAUGUGUUGAACGCUGUAACAUGACAGUGGAAGCUAAUACAUUCUACUUGUGAAAGUUGUUAGCUUUAGAAGUCAUCUAUCUCUUCAAUCAAUGGAACAAAAAGAUAUUACAAAAGGCAAAGUCUUGAUCUUUAAACCUAUUCUUAUCAUAGCAAGUCCGAAAAAAGCAUCUACAUCUCUGCUAGUUUAUCCGUUUGGGCAUGGAACUUUUUUGCUUCUUCUCUGCAGCGAUGGCGAGAAGGCGGGACACGCCCUGGGUCCAUAUCUCGUAUUCCCUCUGGUUUCUGCACUCAAAUUCAACGACCCUCUUUGUUUCAGUCUUCAAGCCGAAGUAGUGAUGCUUGUCUCCGUUGAAGAGAUCCCUGCCCGCCCAUGCAGGUAUAUCCCUUUUCACUUCCAGCACCAUAUCUGCAACACAAGCGCAAACCAAAUGAAUUGCAUUAUUAUAUUAUUAGCACUUUUCUGGUUUUUUGUUCAAAGGCAGAGGAAAUGUGUGUAC